AGAGAGACUUAACUCACACUCGAAUGCUUGCUUGAUAAACAUUACUAUAAUGAAAUUGUUGUGAUGCUGUAAGGGUUAAUAAGAGUACGUCCCAGCCAGCUAUGUUAUGUGUAUGUCGUGGCCGCUCGAUUUGAUAUGCGGGUGCUUGGCGUAGGAGUGGGUGUGGCAGUGCUGGUUGUGAUUUGGGUGGCUGCUACGGUGGCUGUGUUAGCUUGUGCGCGCAGCAAGGUCGUGGUGGCAGUAGGAAUAACACUGGUAGCAGCUGUCUUCUCUCUAAUCCUACUAGUGCUUCCACAACACUCCGCACCUCAUGUGCCUGAGCCGCAGGAUUCGGUAACAGAUUACCUCUUCAUUUUCCGGGUGGUCAUUGUGGUGAUCUCAGGGCUGUCGGCAUUGGUGGGUUUUGGAGCUGUUGUAGGUCACUGGACAGAACCCAUUCUUGGCAAACCACUCAAGAAAGUCAGACUCUGAUAACCAUCAGACCAAUAGUUCAAAUAAAUAGUACAAACGUAUCUGUGUGUCCUUCGGACUCUUGUAUAUAAAAAGAAGAAGCCGACUGGGAGCAAACAUGGCAGUGUUGCCAAAAUUGUUCAAGUUCAAGCCAGUCAUGCAGACAUUGCUGCAGGGCCGGGCCAGCAACCGUAGCUUAUUUAGGCUCGGUAUUGCUACAAACAAGAUCAGAGAGUUUCAUACCAAUGAGCAGCUCUGUGACAUAUAUGAGAUUACUGACGAACAAGACUUUAAGAAGAAGGUGAUGAGGAACUCCAUACCAGUUAUUGUAAAUUUCCAUGCUGAUUGGUGCGAGCCUUGCCACUCGCUCAAACCUCUACUGGAGAAGAUUGCUAAUGAAAAUGAGGGGCGACUCCAUCUGGCAGAGGUAUUAGUUGAUGAUCACGUGGAUCUUCUCCAUGCCUUUGAGGUCGAAGCCAUACCAGCUGUCCUUGGGAUCCACAGAGGCAUUGUUACUGAGAAGUUCGUUGGCCUAGUAUCACACAAACAGGUUAUGGAAUUUGUUGAAAAGCUCUUGGAAAGAACGGCAAAAUAAGUGAUGUAGGUUACUAGGAUUGCUUGUGAUUAUUGCAAAUUUGACAUUGAAUAUUAGAAAUGUUGAAUUGAGUAGCUAGUCUUCAUGUGAUUUUAAAAGAAUAGGUUAAAAAAGAUACGAACUAGAAAAUAAUGAAUCUGAGAGUGCCAUAGAAUAGGAAUACUUACAAUUCAUUUUGAAGUAAAGUGACAUUGAGAUCCAAUAUCAGUAUAAUACCCUUCAUAAUACGUUAUUCUCAUAAGAAUUUUGCACUCCUACGUACACAUGCAUUAAUAUAUCAUUGUACAUGGAUUAUCGUCAGGUAUAGGAACAUUUAAAUAGCCAUUUAUAUCAUUAUUUCAUAUAAGAAAUACAAGGCUACAAAGAGUCUGUUAUAUAUUAUAGAGGAGAUCUUGUUCACUAUUGUUACCAUGAGUGUUGUUGUAAAAAUAAGUCAUGCUAAUAUGCACAACAGUGUUAAUGAGUAGUAUAAUAUGAUUUUAGUGGACCAUAAUGAUUAGCAAUAGGCUACUGUGCAAAGUGCUGGUGACAGUAUUAUGACUAUUCCUGAUAGAUUUUAGACCAGGAAGUUUUAUAAUGAGGCAGGUAAACUUUUCUUUACAAGUUCCAAUGAAGGAGGCAAAACAUGCUAAUUCCAUCUGCAAUAAACUUGUAUAUUAAGAAUGUGUUGAUAUUGAUAUUGAUAAAUGCAUUUCCUAACUCACAAAACUGUAAAUAAAAGAUCAGUUUCUCA
Messenger RNA from Penaeus vannamei (Pacific white shrimp), 1778 nucleotides. Its product is annotated as thioredoxin, mitochondrial. Lineage: Eukaryota; Metazoa; Arthropoda; Malacostraca; Decapoda; Penaeidae. The record is from RefSeq and is a predicted model, not a curated record. Gene Ontology annotation, molecular function: protein-disulfide reductase activity. Gene Ontology annotation, cellular component: cytoplasm.